CCCCCGGAUCAAUGACCUGAGCCGAAAGCAGACGCCCAAUGACCAAGCCCCCCAGGCGCCCAAAGGAGAGGACUUUAGAGCUGCUUGUUGGAAGGAUUGGGGAGGGGAGAGCUAGGUACAAGGUCCCAAGGCAGGACCUGGCGGCCACACUGAGGGACCGAAAAGAAGGCCAGGGUGGCGGUGGGAUGGGCGGUGGGGUGGUCCUGAGCCCUAUCUGCCCUGUAAGAGGAGCUUCUGGAAGAGCGGGUGGGGCCGCCGGGGCAGGGCCUGGGCUGGAGGGCUCUGGAAGGCGGGCUGUGAUCAGUGUUUGGCAGACCUUCCUCUGCCUGUUGCAACAACUCUUUCUGCAGUUGUCGCAGGGUGAGAGAGGCAGACUCACCCCGAGGGCUGGUUGUCACACCAGGGGAGAGGAUAGUAGUGGGCCUGACGCUGGAGAGAAGGGACCAAGAUGUCCUUCCUUCAUACCGCUGUCCCGGCACACAGCACUCAGAGACGCUGCUCUAGGAAGUCCCUCCCAGUUGCCAUGGAUUAGGGGGUGGGAGGGUAGGGCUGGCUGCUGGGAGGGAAUGUGGCUUUGUGCUUGGCAAACAAAGAACAGAGCUUGGGGCCCUCUUCUCCUGGGGGGGGUGGGGGCAGGCCCGAGAGGCUGUUGACAGGACCAGAGGCUGAACCUCCAGCGGGCCUGGCAGGAGCAGGCUGUACCCUAAAGCCGCGGGGAGGACCCCAGAGCCCUCCAAGGGUGAACUCCUUGCAGCUGAGGCCCCGCCUUGCCCCCCGUGAGGUGGGGGCCCAUCAGGAUGAACAAACUGUCUGGGGAGCUGGCCCGCGACUUGGAGCGCAGCCUGCCCGCCGUGGCCUCCCUCGGCUCGUCGCUGUCCCACAGCCAGGCCCUCUCCUCGCACUUCCUCCCGCCCCCUCCGGAGAAGCGCCGCGCCAUCUCUGAUGUCCGCCGCACCUUCUGUCUCUUUGUCACCUUCGACCUGCUCUUCAUCUCCCUGCUCUGGAUCAUCGAGCUGAACACCAACACAGGCAUCCGGAAGAACCUGGAGCAGGAGAUCAUCCACUACAACUUUAAAACGUCCUUCUUUGACAUCUUUGUCUUGGCAUUCUUCCGCUUCUCGGGACUGCUCCUAGGCUAUGCGGUGCUGCGGCUUCGGCACUGGUGGGUGAUUGCGGUCACGACGCUGGUGUCCAGCGCGUUCCUCAUCGUCAAGGUCAUCCUCUCCGAGCUGCUCAGCAAAGGGGCAUUUGGCUACCUGCUCCCUAUCGUCUCCUUUGUCCUUGCCUGGCUGGAGACCUGGUUCCUUGACUUCAAAGUCCUGCCACAGGAGGCCGAGGAGGAACGAUGGUAUCUUGCUGCCCAGGCUGCUGUCGCCCGUGGACCCCUGCUCUUCCCUGGUGCUCUGUCCGAGGGCCAGUUCUAUUCACCCCCAGAAUCCUUUGCAGGGUCUGACAACGAAUCCGAUGAAGACAUUGGGAAAAGAAGCUUCUCUGCCCAGGAACGGGAGUACAUCCAUCAGGGGAAGGAGGCCAUGGCGGUGGUGGACCAGAUCUUGGCUCAGGAGGAGAACUGGAAGUUUGAGAAGAACAAUGAGUACGGGGACACUGUGUACACCAUCGAGAUUCCCUUUCACGGCAAGACCUUCAUCCUGAAGACCUUCCUGCCCUGCCCUGCCGAGCUGGUGUACCAGGAGGUGAUCCUACAGCCCGAGAGGAUGGUGCUGUGGAACAAGACCGUGACCGCCUGCCAGAUCCUGCAGCGAGUAGAGGACAACACUCUCAUCUCCUACGAUGUCUCUUCGGGGGCCGCGGGCGGGGUGGUCUCCCCCAGGGACUUCGUGAACGUGCGGCGCAUUGAGCGACGCAGAGAUCGCUACCUGUCCUCGGGCAUCGCCACCACCCACUGCACCAGGCCCCCUACACACAAAUAUGUCAGGGGAGAGAACGGUCCUGGGGGCUUCAUCGUGCUCAAGUCAGCCAGUAACCCCCGAGUCUGCACCUUCAUCUGGAUCCUUAAUACAGAUCUCAAGGGCCGCCUGCCCCGGUACCUCAUCCAUCAGAGCCUCGCGGCCACCAUGUUUGAAUUUGCCUUUCACCUGCGGCAGCGCGUCGGAGAGCUGGGGGCCCGGGCGUAACUGUGCCCCCUCACCACCCUGCAGGGCAGGGUCCUGUCACCACAGCCUUCAGAGCCAGAAAGGGGGCCAGCAGGGCUUCCCGGCACCCACAGAGGACCUGGCCUCAAGCACUAGGAAGGAAGAUGUUUCCUCUUGGUGCAGCCCCUCGGGCCCUGGCUGCCACUGUCCUCCAUGCUUUGCUGUGCCUGGGAGCCAUGGCCGUGAGCAAGUUGUGCAGUCAGGCACCCGGGUGCCAGGGCUCUGCCACCGAGGCCAGUGGGGUCUGCUCUGCUGAUGUUUACGCAGUGACUGGCCUUGCCUCCAGGAGGACUAGAUGCAAGAUGCCCCUGCCUGGCCCGGGGCAGGAUCUGGAAUGGGAGGGGCAGACCUGGUGGGAGAACACCAGGGCCCCGAGCAGGAUGGAGGUCAGGGCGGCCUGGUCACCUACGUUCAGGUGCAGGAGCCCCUUCAUCUGCCUGCUCUCUCGUCAUGCUUUUUUAGGAUUAUUUAAAAGGUCUGGGACCUUUUUCCCCAUGCACUUGUCGGGGAACGGGUGGCAGGUGGGGUCGGUGGGUGCAGGCAGUGAAUGUCUGCCGCUCCCGGUUUCUCUCCCUCCCCCAGGGUUCCUUGGGGACGUUUGUAAUUUGAGCCAAUUAUUAAAAAUGAACUUAAAAAA
Messenger RNA from Mustela erminea (ermine), 2790 nucleotides. RefSeq names its product StAR related lipid transfer domain containing 3 (gene STARD3). The record is from RefSeq and is a predicted model, not a curated record. Gene Ontology annotation, molecular function: cholesterol binding; cholesterol transfer activity. The transcript has 15 exons. Gene Ontology annotation, cellular component: late endosome. The coding region runs from base 798 to 2135 and encodes 445 amino acids. NCBI's taxonomy places the organism in Eukaryota, Metazoa, Chordata, Mammalia, Carnivora, Mustelidae.